Pelagomonas calceolata is the source of this 3527-nucleotide messenger RNA. Lineage: Eukaryota; Pelagophyceae; Pelagomonadales; Pelagomonadaceae. The record is from the annotation of a GenBank genome assembly.
CGGCAGCGCUCUCGCAGAGGCGGCAGCCCGAGCGGAAGCCGGGGCCGGGAAGGCAAUCAGGCAGCACCAGGCGCCAUCGACGCGCGUGCGGUCCGAGCCCUCCGAGGCGCCGCCCGCCCCGCCGUGCGUGUAGUAGGGGGCUGCCCCCACAGCACAGCAGCAGCCGGCACGCCACGAUGAAGGACCCAUCGAAGCACGCGAAGCAUGUACUGAUACUGCUAGCCGCCACCGCAUGGGCCGCGAGGGACAAGAUCUGCCACCCCGGGCAAAGUGGACUGUUCCUGCCCUUUUUUGGAGACAGCGAGCAGGAGCUGUCGACCGCUGCCGAAUGGGGCCGGGGCUUCCUGUACUUCCGAGCCUUGUAUUAUUUACUUGGUCUCUUAUGGUUCUUCCUCGGCGUUUCCAUAAUUGCGGACAUCUUCAUGGCCGCGAUCGAGUGCGCUCGCGGCGUCCCACGUCGGUGCCUUCACUUCCAUACGACUCGUAUCAUGUUGUGGCUGGUUUCUUUGUCGACUUUGAGGCCAUUCCGCGCAGGACGAUCACGAGUAAAGAAAAACGGGUACCGGGCACGGACAUCACGUACAAGGUCUGGAACGCGACCGUCGCCAAUUUGACAUUGAUGGCCCUCGGGUCUUCAGCGCCAGAGAUCCUUUUGUCGGUCAUCGAAAUUCUGAGCAACGACUUCUUCACGGGCGAUCUGGGGCCGUCGACGAUCGUGGGUAGCGCGGCCUUCAACCUGUUCUGCAUCAUCGCUAUUUGUGUGGUGUCAUUACCAGAUGGAGAAACUCGGAAAAUUGAGGAAGUGACCGUCUACAAAGUGACGGGUUUUUUCUCGGUGCGUCGCGGCGUCCCGUCGUGUAGAGUGGUUUCUUUGUCGAGUUUGAGCCGUUUCGGGCCGCGUCGAUGGCGUCGUCACGAGACGCCGUCGACGCGACGCCACAUCACAACGAUGCUCCGCGCAGGUCUUCGCCUACAUCUGGUUACUUAUCAUCCUCAUGGUCUCCUCGCCGGACAUUGUCGAACCCUGGGAAGCUAUAUUAACCUUCCUCUUCUUCCCGCUACUCACGGCACUCGCGUUCGCCGCCGACAAAGGGUGGCUCGACAAAUGCGCGUCGAAGGUCGCACCAGAGAGCAGAGUCACGGCCAUCGGCGGCCUGCACUUCCACUCGUAUGAUUUUCGGGAACUCAUGGCCAAAUUACGGCACCCCCACACGACGCACGAAGAACGCCAAGAGAUCAUCGCGAAGCUGUCGAAGACGACGAAGAAGGCCAAACCUUCUAGAGCUGUUCAAAGGAUGAAUGCUACACGAUCGGCGAUAGGCAAGAAGGCCAUUCAGCAAAAUGCCCCAGAUCCGGCAGCCCUCGAGAAGUACCUCGCGAAGAUCUCGGGAGGCAAGAAGCACGGCCCGCGCGCCUUCUUUUCGGAUGCGAAGGGCAAGAUCAACACGAAGUACGCCCUACUUGAGUCUGAUGGGAGUGUGACGCUCAACGUGACGCGGACGCCGCCGACCGGGACCAUGAAGGUCAAAUGGAGCACGCGCGACGGCACGGCCAAAGGUUCGGACCCCGGCGCCGCCAAGAAGGGCGACUUCGAGAAGUCGAGCGGCGAACUCGUUUUUACCGAUGGAGAAAACUUCCAGAGCAUCACGGUCACGGUCUACGACGACGUCGAGACCGAGGUCGACGAGGCGCGCGCGCGGCGUCCCAUGUGACUCGUGGCCAUCGCACGAUGCCGUGGGUGCAAUUUUGAGCUGUUUCGGACCGCGUCGGGGCCGUCGCGGCGUGUCGGAGGGACCGCUUUCAUGAAGAUGGCGUCAGCGCGACGUCACGCCACCGCGACGCCAUCGACGCGACCGCACGAGAGUCUACGCGCCUCGCGAAGGAACAGAGACAGUCCCGGACCUCGUCGAGCGACCGCGACGCUCCGCGCAGGUCUUCUACGUCGACCUCAUCAGUCUAGAAUGCACGACAGAUGGGGAAAUGGAAGAAACGCAGCUCAUCGACUUGAAGAACGAGGACAACCGGACCGCGGAAGUGACGAUCAUCGACGACGACGAGCCGGGCGUGAUAGCGUGCGAACCCGGCGUCCCGUCGUGUAGAGGCGCCUUCAGGCCAUCGACGCGACUCGUGUCCAUCGGACGAGGUCGUGGGGGGUUUCUUUGUCGAAUUUGGGGCCGUUCGGACCGUUUCCAGUGAAUACGAUGCUCCGCGCAGGUUCCAAGCGCCCAAGGAGGGCUCUCCCACGCGUUUACCACCAGUAACAGCGUCGGAGAAGGCGGGCCACGCAAAAAUAAGAGUAGGAAGGUUCAACGGGGCGAACGGCGAGGUUCAUGUGGAUUGCAAGUUUAUUGAUGGUUCUGCAGUAAACGGGAAACAUUAUAAAGCGUCCAAUCACCCCAUUACCUUCCACAACACGGAAGUCGAAAAGUUCCUCGAGGUGGAGUUGCUGCACACGGGGCUGGAGGACGGCGUCGAGUUCACGGUACAACUGGAGAACGUGCGCAGCGACCACAAGGAGCGGCAGCCCUCAUUAGGACAUCAUACUAAACAAAUAGUACAUGUAGUAGCCGACGCCGACGAGAAGAAGCACAUGGACGACAUCCACGCCUACUUGCAGGCCAAUGACGGGUCGGGCUUCGCUGUGGGUUCGCAAGGCUGGGCGCACCAAUUUCAGGAGGCCCUCGACCCCGGUGAUAGCAUGGUACUACAUAUCAUCACCUUACCGUGGAAGCUCAUCUUCGCCACGGUCGCACCUACCUCAUAUGCUGGGGGCUGGCUCUGCUUCUUCCAAGCAUUAAUAUAUAUUGGCGUCGUGACGGCCUUUAUCGGUGACCUCGCGGCGCUCAUGGGCUGCUGCCUCGGGCUGAAGGACGUGGUCACGGCGAUCACGUUCGUGGCGCUCGGUACGUCCUUACCGGACGCGUUUGCCUCGAAAGCGGCCACAAUAAACGACGACAGCGCGGACGCCGCGGUCGGGAACGUCACUGGGUCGAAUGCGGUCAAUGUGUUCUUAGGAUUGGGUUUACCGUGGUCCAUCGCGGCGAUCUACUGGGGCUUUGGGCUGUAUUCGGACGACCACGAAGAAGCCUGGCUCAAGACCUAUGGCGGUAAAUAUGCGGUGGCCGGCGACGGGACGAUCGUCGGGCGGGGAGGCACAAAGUACCCGCCGGCAGUAGCCACUGCGACACCAGCGCCGACGCGCAUGAUGGAUGUCAGGGGAAAGUUGGGCCCCGACGGAGGGCGGAAUAUUGGUUUUGGCGAAACCGAACCGAUUGGGUUCAUCGUGCCGGCCGGCUCCCUUGGAUUGUCGGUAGCGGUCUUCACGAUCUGCGCCCUGACGACGAUCGCGGUCCUGUACUACCGACGGGUGACGAUCGGUGCGGAGCUCGGCGGGCCCAAGGCGUCGGCGAAGCGCCACGCGGCGUUGCUGGUGGGCCUCUGGUUCGUCUACGUCGUCGCGUCGAUCCUGUCGACGGAGGGGAUGAUCUAGGUCGCUCGCUCGCGCGUCGUAACACAAUUCUAGGAGG